AUGGAACUGACACCUGCGUUCGAGCCGCGAGAUGCAGCCGCGGCAGCUGAAGCCUUGCGCCGCGCCUCUGCCAUAUCGUCUCAUGACAACUUUAAGGAGGGAUGGCGACUCUUUCGGGUUCUUAUGCCCAUCCACUCCGCCAACAAUAUAGCCUUCAUGGAUUUGGCGGCCAACGCCUUCCUCCUUUCAACCAUCGGCAUCCACUUCAACGCCGGCGACACCGUAAUCUGGGCCGUGACAGCACAACUCAUCGGCGCAGUCGUCGGGCAAGCAUUGCUUGGCUAUUUGAGUGACCUCUUCGGUCGUCGCAAUAUGCUGGUCAUAGCGCUCGGAGUGCUUGUGGCUGGCUCUCUGGUUUCUGGUGUUUCCACCUACGCCACCAGCCAGGCAGUAUUUAUCUUUGGCCGUGUUCUCAGCGGGUUCGGAGACGGUACCAUGGUCAAUCUAAUCAACGUUGCACAAAAUGACUUUAUGGCACCGAGGCUGAGGGAGCAGUUCCAAGGCCUUCAAGGUAUUGGCGUGGGCCUGUGGAGCAUAAUCGGCGUGUUGAUAGGAGCUACGUUGGCCAUGAAAGACCAGAGGUACCCAGACUCCCAUACAGGUUGGCCGAUGUUCUACUACAUUGUCGCUAUUCUCGCACUGCUCAUUGGCAUCUGGCACUAUUUCGAGCUCCCUGGCGCCCCUGAUGAAGCCGGAAAGGAGGCCAUCUGGGCACGCCUGAAAACAAUCGACCGCAUUGGCAUGGGUCUCCUUAUCGCAAUGGUAGUCUUCAUUUGCGUUGCUUCGGCACGAGACGACACCAGCGGAUGCAGCCCAAGGAAGAUUGCUCUGAUCGUGCUCGCUGUGCUUUCGCUCCUUGCUUUCUGCUGCUGGGGUGUAUAUCAACGCCACGAGCUGCGUGGCAUCAGGCCUAUCGUGCCGUUCCGAAUGUUCUCGAGGCGCAAUAUCUGGGUCAUCUUUGCUCAGAGUCUCUGUUUCGGCAUGGCAUACUACAGCUUCCAGGUCUUCAUGCCCAUCUAUUGGCUGAUCGUCGAGGACAAGAGCUUACUCGAGAGUGCGACUCUGAUGAUCCCGUACUACGCCACUCACAGCGUCACUUCAUCGUUGUCGCCCAUACUACUAAAGAUGUCGUACAAGGAAAGGGCGUCGAGUCCUGCCAGUUACAGAUUUAUCGCUACUAUAGGCUUUACAUUCUGGACGACAAGCUUGAUCCUACUUGGCUGCAUUCCUGAACAAGUUCAUGUUGGCGUAGUUGAGCUGCUCGCAAUCCUCGCCGGGGCAGGCACAGGCGUCAUAUUCCAGAACUCGAUUCAUGCGCUUGCCACCCAAGUAGACACCACUGACAGAGCAGUUACGAUAGGCUCCCGGAACCUUAUCCUACUGACUGGUGGCUCCGUGGGCACAGCUCUGUCCUCCACGAUCGUGACCCUCGUGUGCGCCCGUGCUCUGCCAGAUCCUUUGAAGCACUACGCCAGCCAGGCAAUCAGCCGCGUUGAUACUUUCGGCUUCGCUAAGGCGGAUGUGCUUGCGUUGGAUGUGGCACAAAGAGAAGGCAUCAAGGCCGUUUUCAUCUUCUGUGGAGCGCUGAUUGGGAUUUGUCUGCUGCUAUGUCCUUUCGUCAAGUCGGAAGAUAAGGCAGGGCUUGAAGCAGCCAGACGAAAGAGUAGUGGAGCAUCGGCCGAAAAUUAUGUUGAUAUGGUGAUGGCAGCAACAAAGACCAGUGAGGAAGUUGCCGUGGGUGGUCGAGAAAAAGAUAGGCUGGAGGAUGCGUCACAUCCCGAGGUCGUCUAUGGCGCUUGA
Recurvomyces mirabilis is the source of this 1800-nucleotide messenger RNA. RefSeq lists its product as uncharacterized. NCBI's taxonomy places the organism in Eukaryota, Fungi, Ascomycota, Dothideomycetes, Mycosphaerellales, Teratosphaeriaceae. Gene Ontology annotation, biological process: transmembrane transport. The transcript has a single exon. The record is from RefSeq and is a predicted model, not a curated record. Gene Ontology annotation, molecular function: transmembrane transporter activity. Bases 1 to 1800 code for a protein of 599 amino acids. Gene Ontology annotation, cellular component: plasma membrane.